AUGGAUUAUACCAGAGCUAUUCAAACUGUGCGACUCCCAGGAGCUGAGAAGCAUCGAAAUACAAUGAUUACUCUGAUAUUAUUGUUGGCUAUGUUGCAAACCGGACUGUCGGUCAUCGGCGGAUUCGAAGAAGUGGAAAAAAAUUUGCGUAUAAAAUUAGGUUUAAGCCAAAAACCUGUGAUAAAUGAAAACAUAAAGAUACCAACUGCCUCUAUGGAUCUGUUUAACUUAACAUCAGCACAAAAAAUGACAACACAUUUUCCUCUUCCUGGUUUGCACACAAUGUCUGCUAAUACUGCUAGGAUUUAUCCCAACAAAGGAUCAGCUCCAAUCAAAGUUAAGACUAAGAAAUAUAGAGUACAGUUCGAUAUAGAUUCUAUACCGGAACGAGAACAGGUUAAAGCUGCUGAAGUUCGUUUUACGAUGAAAUACGAUCAAGUACUACAGAAUGGAGAAAUUAUUCAUGUAAUUUUACAUGAUAUAAUCCAACCUGGCAUAAAGGGCCUAUCAAAACCUAUUUUAAGAAUUAUCGAUUCAAAAUCGAUUAAUAUAUCAACAAUUUCAAAGACCGAAAGUUUCGACGCAACACCAUUCAUUGAAAGACUGUUGAAGAACAAUUUCAAAGGAAACCACGGUAUGCUAGUACAAUGCUUCACGGAGUCUGGUAGUCACACUCAUUUAUUGAGUGUGUUUGAUUUUAUGUCACCUGAAAAUACAUUGCUAUUGGUCUACACCGAUGACGGAACAAGCCAGAAGAGCACGCUGGAACAGAUGAUACGGCGGACCAAACGAUCGGUUGGCCCUUCAACUGGGCCGAAGAAGAAAGCUAAAAAGACGAACUGCCAACGGUAUUCGAUGUAUGUAAAUUUCAAAGAGAUCGGGUUCAGCAAUUGGAUCGAGGCGCCGAGUGGGUACGACGCGUUCUACUGUGACGGGGUGUGUAAGUUCCCAUUGGCAGGUCAUCUUAAUGCGUCCAACCACGCAUUACUGCAGACGCGAUUAAACGCAAUUAAUUCGGCGUUGGUUCCGCAUACGUGCUGCGUACCGACCAAGCUUAGUUCGCAGUCAUUGCUUUACAAAGAUGACAAUGGAAAAUUGGUGUUGAAAAACUUCCAUGAAAUGACUGUGGACGAAUGUGGAUGUAGAUGAGAGCGGUAGUGGUGGUGGUAUUCAA
Messenger RNA from Diuraphis noxia (Russian wheat aphid), 1174 nucleotides. RefSeq names its product protein decapentaplegic-like. Lineage: Eukaryota; Metazoa; Arthropoda; Insecta; Hemiptera; Aphididae. Gene Ontology annotation, cellular component: extracellular region. The record is from RefSeq and is a predicted model, not a curated record. Gene Ontology annotation, molecular function: growth factor activity; cytokine activity.